AGACGAUCUCUCACGAGUCCAAAGAGGGCUCCCGCCAUCCAUUCCCAUCCCGACAAGCGUUCGAGAAAAGCGUUCACGCGCGCGCUAAUUGGAACCAUUCAAUUAUUCGGAAAUUAUUCAAUUACCCCUAUUCGGGUCUCUUCAUUUCGGCCGAACCAUUUUGCAUUCAUCUGCCGAAGUUUCGCGCGGCGGCACACUACUAGCAGAGCAGCGCCAGGCAGCGGACAGUGUGGAUCGGAUGGCCGAAGAAACCAUCGGCGAUACCCCCACAAAUGAAUCUCGAUUUGCGGCAUGAUGAUCGCGCGCCUCCGAUGAUCGUCAUCGCCACCGCCGCCGCCGCUGGUCGCCAUCAGUAACACGCUUGCGAACAUCGUCGAUAGCCGAUAUUUAGUUAGAAGAAGAUCAACAAACGCGGAUCGCACGUUCGUCACCUUGCGGUUGUUUGUGUUACCGAAACCGCAAAUUGGUUGGUCAGUGGUCGCCGCGAGGCUUUAGAGCUAUAGUGUGGCAAUCUGGAGAUGAGACGAAUCGUUCUAUCGCUGCCGCUGCUGGUUGUGACCGCUUUCGGCGUCAUUGAUGGCGUUGAUGGAUUGGAACAGAAGAUUGCAAGUGAUCUACAUCCCAGGCUGAACGAGCUGGAUUCGAUUGAUGAGUUCGACGGUGUCGCGGGCUCCGUGAAACUGGGACCCCACGAGUUCGAACGCCAGCUGAACACGUCACAGUACCAUAUGGUUCUGUUCUACGCUCCAUGGUGUGAAUACUGUUUGAAAAUCUUACCGGAGUGGACGGAAGCAACGCAGAUGAUGGAGGGCGGCCGGUUUGUCGAUCUUGUACGAUUCGCUCAUGUAGAUUGCAUUGCAGAAGAAGAGUUCUGUUUUCGGUUGGAUAUCAAAGAGUACCCGACCAUACGAACCUAUACCCGUGGACCGCCGAUGCGCUAUGAGUUGGUGUAUCCGUACCUGCUAGAGGAUACCGUCGAGUACAUGAAGGAUUAUUUAUUUAAUUCGACAGAAAACAGUGAAGGGAGUGAUACUUAGCCAUUAGAAAAUGUAGAUAUAGAUGAAAGUGUACAAAUAAACCAAAUUCGUUUUCUCACGGAAAACCUACGCUGUUAAAUUAUUGUUUGAAGAUCGUUGGGAUAGUGAAUUGCGUAGUAACAAUUAGUGAGUUAUGAGCAUAUUACUAUAACGAUAGCUGGGAAUUCCAGAUGUAUAUCAAGGUGAUACGUUACGCGUAUGUAAAUGAGCAUUUGUAGAUUUCUGCAUUACUGUAUAUCCGUGUAACACAAGUAUAUUAAAAAAUUUCUUUCGAACAAUUACAGCUAAACUAACUAGGAAUGAAAAUAUACAAUACAUACAUUAAAAUAACGACUGGGAAAGAAGUGAUCGUAACAUUUCCUAUAUACAUAGGAUGCCAAUGCCAAACCACUAAUGGGCAGUGUCAGAGGAUGGUAUUUUAGGCACUUCUCCUGAAUCGUAGUCAAUACCAAACCAAUUGAAAUAUUUUUUUUCUUAAUCGCUUAACCUAAUUUACAGUUCUAUUGCCUACCUGAAUUUUUGUACACA
Molecule: messenger RNA, 1565 nt
Organism: Aedes albopictus (Asian tiger mosquito)
Lineage: Eukaryota; Metazoa; Arthropoda; Insecta; Diptera; Culicidae
Exons: 2
Coding region: 519-1037 (172 amino acids)
Biological process (GO): protein folding
Cellular component (GO): endoplasmic reticulum
Molecular function (GO): protein disulfide isomerase activity
Source: RefSeq, a predicted model, not a curated record